Molecule: messenger RNA, 1617 nt
Organism: Mucor velutinosus
Lineage: Eukaryota; Fungi; Mucoromycota; Mucoromycetes; Mucorales; Mucoraceae
Exons: 2
Coding region: 1-1617 (538 amino acids)
Source: RefSeq, a predicted model, not a curated record
AUGUCUACUGCUACAUUGGGUUCUCCUCCCCUUUUACCGACUGAAUUGCUCUCCAAAGAUGAAGUAAGUAUAGUGGCUCCAUCAGAAGAUAAGAAGAUCCAAACCACCCCGCCCAAAACGCCGCCUGGAGAGAAAGUCUCUGCUGGUGAAGGCUUCCACCAUAAGGGUGAACCACGCCGGAUCUCUCAGGGUGAAUUCGAGCCUGAACAGCACUUUUAUCCUCGCGUACUGAAUGCACAAAUCCAUCCUCUGAUCCAAUCCUUCUUUACACUGGGCAACGAAAGAAUCAUCGCGCGCUACACACAUUUGAACCCUCAGGUCAAGGCAGAAGACUUGAAGGAAGUCUUGUCGUACAGUCCCAAACACUUUCAAUGGGCUGGAUCUGACUUGUUCAAUGUCACUACAGCUUCUGGCCAUCGUCAAAUGAUUGUAAUUGAAACCAACUCGUGUCCAUCUGGUCAAAAAUCAAUGCCAUUGCUAUCUGAAACCGAUGAACACAACGAGCAAGGUGGCUAUCGUCUGGUCAUUGAAUCUGCUUUUCAAGAGCAACUCUCAAAGGCAGAUCCCAGUCUUGGCGGAUUAGCUGUGGUAUGUGACAAGAAUAUGAUGGAAUCCAGCGGUUAUGCCGCGGUGUUGGCUGAUGUCGCCAAAGAGCACGUCUGGCUUGCUGAAUGGCACGUGGAUGAUCCAGAUCCAGAUAUCAAAUGGCAGGAUCGUAUCUUGUAUAUACGUGACAAGGACCAAGUGUGGCAUCCUAUACGCGCCUGUUUCCGUUAUCUCACUCAGAAGCCCUGGAACCGAUUCCCUCUCAAGACCAAGACGAUUGUCAUGAACCAAAUCAUCAGCUGUCUCGCCGGUGGUCGUAACAAGAUGAUGGCAGCAAGAGCCUACGACUUUUACAACAAGGACAUUGUUAGUACGGGCCUAAGUAUAAAAACGCCAGAGACCAUCAACAAUGUAACACGCGGUGAGAUACCUCUGUGGAUCAGCUCAAUGGGAGGACAUGCAGUGCUCAAGGUGCCUUACAGCAAUGCAGGACAAGGGGUGUAUACAAUCACGAAUCAGACGGAACUAGAUGAUUUCAUGGGCCAAGACCAUCAUUACGACAAGUUUAUUGUUCAAUCACUUGUGGGUAACGCCUCCUGGUCAAGUGUCACAACGGCUGGAAAAUUCUAUCAUGUCGGCACAAUUCCAAAUAAGAAGAGUAAUACAUACGUAAGUGAUCUCCGUAUGAUGGUGACUGGCAGCGAGCAUGGAUUUAGGCCCAUCUGUAUAUACGGACGCAAGGCAAGACUACCUCUGACUGGCGACUUGCAGCCUGAUGCCAACACCUGGGACAUGCUGGGCACAAACCUGUCUGUUAAAUUGCCUGACGGUGGAUGGACAACAGAUACUUCAAGACUGAUCUUGAUGGACAGAAAGGACUUUAACCAGCUUGGUCUAGGCAUUGAUGAUUUGAUUGAUGCUUAUAUCCAGACCGUCCUGGCGGUAAUUGCCAUUGAUCGCAUGGCUACUCGCUUGAUGGCCAACGGUGAAUUUGACUAUAGCUUAUUUGAAAGCCUUAAUCCUGAUAAUGCGCUCAUGAAUGAAAUCAGAGAGGCAAAUGAAGACUUUUAG